Molecule: messenger RNA, 3295 nt
Organism: Penaeus vannamei (Pacific white shrimp)
Lineage: Eukaryota; Metazoa; Arthropoda; Malacostraca; Decapoda; Penaeidae
Source: RefSeq, a predicted model, not a curated record
CAUCACUGUGAAGUCAGUGCACUUGCGUGUCUCAGCUCACACACUGAGGGGGCUACGGUGUAAGAGCCACGAAUAUCAACUCGACAAACCUCCCUCGGACAUUCGCACUGAUUUCAUGUGCAAAAUCAGAGUGAGAUUGUAUCGUUCGAUCUAAAAAAAAAAAAAAAAAAAAAAAAAAAAAAAAAAAAAAAAAAAAAAAAAAAAAAAAAAAAAAAAAAUAAAUAAAUAAAUAAAUAAAUAAAACAAAACAGAACAAGACAAAGUGAAACGGUGAAAAUAUGGCUAAAGAAAGCCUGGUACUGGCAUCUUCAGCUUCCAGCAUGAAAAUCCUACUUGUACUGUUCAUACUACUGGUGGAAUGUCAUUGUACACCGAUCGUACAUAUAUACACCGCAGGACAUCAAGACCGAUAUAACCAAGGAGAAACAAUGAAAAUGGCUUGUUAUACAGAAAAUAUAGAUGCAAAUUUCACUUGGACUUUCCCAGGAUCUGCAAGCAACGUAGAAAGAGAAUAUGAUGCUAUACAUAGCAUCCUGACACUCCUUAACGCAACGAUUGAGGAUUCCGGGGAAUAUGUGUGCACGGCCUAUAUGAAGGGGAACGUGUCCAUCAGCGUCAGUAAGAAUAUAACGAUAGAAGAAUCUACCACUCCAUAUCUCAUCUUCUCGGGACAGAGAUAUUUGACUCUAAGUGAAGGAGACACAUUAUAUUGGCAGGUUGAUAUCCGCCAUUACCCAACAAUCUUUAAUUACACUAUAGUUAACUGGCGCGGAGAGGACCUUUGGAACUCCUCAGUCUUUAUGAGCGAAUAUGAGAGAUCCUACGGUCAUGUCGUUAUGGAAGCUCAUGAAGUGAAAGCUGAACAUUUUGGGAAAUAUACUCUCAUUGGGUACCUGCCGGAAGCUUCCAUUGAGAGAAACAUUACCCUCGAUCUUCGUGUCGAAAGUCAGCCCAGAGUGUCAAGUGUUCGCCGGUUAGUGCAUACACACAGGGGUAAGCCAGAGACGGUAGAUUUCCACGUCACUGGCUACCCUGUGACGAACUGCACCCCAGGCUAUUUCGAAUGCAACGAGAGACGAGGCUGCACGGAAUCAGAGAGCAUCACUAUGUUCAACAGCAGUAACGUACCUCCUGGAAACGUGGUCUUGGUGAGUGUGGAAUUUGCUCCUGAGGAAUCUGGAAAACUCAGGUGCACGAACAAGCAUUCAAGUGCUAGCGUUGAUGUUAUUGUUAAGGAUCUCCCAGCCUCUACAAGCAAGCCGAUGUGGGUGGCGCUGGGCAUCACCGUUGUAAUUCUGGCGGUUGUGGCGGCGUGCCUGGUUCUGCAAGUCCGCCGGGUUCGCAGGAAGAAGAGGGAGCUGCAGCAAGUCAAGGAGAACUUGGUCCUGUACUUCGGAAAAGGUCGACUCAGUGAACUGGACCCCAACGGCGCGGUGGCAGACCAGGCCGAGUUGCUGCCCUACGACCCCGCGUGGGAGCUGGACAGGAAGGACAUCCGGCUGGGGAAACAGCUGGGCGUGGGGUCGUUCGGGCGCGUCGUCUUAGCGUACGUCCGCGGCCUCGACCAGACGACCCAGGGCGAGACGGAGGCGGCGGUGAAGAUGGUGAAGUCACACGUCGACGUCACUCACCUCGAGAGCCUCAUGGUCGAGCUCAAGAUCCUGAGCCACUUGGGGAAGCACAUCAACAUCGUGAACAUGCUCGGAGCCAACACCGUCCACUUGAACAAAGGGGAGCUGUGGAUCCUGACGGAGUACUGUCGCCAUGGCAACCUCCUCGCCUUCAUCCGCCAGCACGCAUCCAAGUUCAUCCACCAGGUCGACCCCCAGAGAGAUGAGAUUGACCUCCGCAUCCUGGUCAACAACCCCGCUUCUCUGCCACGUGAUCAUCCGGGUCCCUUGUCCAGGAGCGUGAGCAUCAGAACCGGAAGCGCCAUCGCGCCACUCGCUCGCCACCGACAUCUCGAUCGGGCCGCGGGCGGUCACGCCCACCACGCUCAGGAAGCAACGGACCGCCCACGCCAACGGCACCGCGCAAGUUCACAACCCUACGUACAGGAGUGUGCCAACUGCUGUCAGGACUACAUGAAGGCGGAUUCCUCGGCAGCGUGCACGAGUGGGUACCAGGAGGGCACGCCGGGCAUCAGCGUCCCUUUCAAUACGAGUUCCCUUGUGUGUUGGGCGUGGCAGGUCGCUGAGGGCAUGUCUUACCUGGCGCGGAGGAAGAUCCUCCACGGAGAUUUGGCAGCCAGGAACCUUCUUCUGGCGGACGAGAAUGUGGUCAAGAUCAGUGACUUUGGCCUCUCGCGAAACAUGCACGGGGACAUCUACCAGAAGAAAAGCAGUGACUUACUGCCCAUCAAAUGGAUGUCAGUGGAAGCGAUUCGAGACUGCACCUUCAGCGUGCAAAGCGACAUCUGGGCGUACGGCGUCACCCUGUGGGAACUGUUCACCCUGGGCAGCACACCCUACCCAGGAGUGGUUGUUGAUGUCAGUUUCCUCGACCUCAUCGAGGGAGGGUACCGCAUGGACAAACCCAAAUAUGCCACUGAGAGGAUGUAAGUAAGACGAAGCUCCAAGUACUGAUGUUGGUGGUAAGAUGAGUUUGGAAAAAGAAUGGAGACAGAUUUUUAAAGAUGCGAUUUCUUUUAAAAGGAAAGUAUUAGUGGUGGAAGUACGGAAAAGGUUUUAUUUUAUGACAACAGGUAAAGUAAGGUUUUAAUAAAGAUUGUUAUAUAUAUAAACAGAGUGUUUAGUUAUCGAGGAAGUUACACUUAAUCCGAAAUCAGUAUUUUAUAAUCGUAUUCACCUUAGCCUUAAUACCCUCUCGAACAGCCGGUACUCUGGCUUGUGAGCACGUAAGUCUAGGCUCCGUUACCCAGAUACAGACAUGGUCCUGGAGCUACUUCAAGCCUCAAGGAGAACCUCCCUUUUCAGCAACAUUAAUCUGGGCUUGAUGCGUCUGUGAUUGGUCUCAAUAUGACAGAUUCUAAACCAAUCAUUAGUGGUAUAAGUGGUUCUCAUUCCCUUUUAGCGUCGUUAUCCUUUGUGUUGUGAAGUUACGUGAAGUUAGAGGCGAGACUUUUGGAUCUGACAUAUAAGAAAUUUAUAUGAAUUUGGAAAAUAAAGAAUUUGGACGUUACUCCUUUAAGACACAAUGGAAAUAAGGGAUUAUAUAUUUGUCGAUUAGUAAUAAAAACAGACAUUAUUCUUGCAUUAAUAAUGAGGAACAUCAUUUUGAUUAUCCUUUAAAUGUGUAAGGAUCUGUAGUGAAUAAUGCACAUAGAAUGAACUCU